Oncorhynchus keta (chum salmon) is the source of this 1614-nucleotide messenger RNA. Its product is annotated as calcitonin-1-like. Lineage: Eukaryota; Metazoa; Chordata; Actinopteri; Salmoniformes; Salmonidae. The transcript has 4 exons. Gene Ontology annotation, molecular function: hormone activity; calcitonin receptor binding. Bases 628 to 1041 code for a protein of 137 amino acids. The record is from RefSeq and is a predicted model, not a curated record. Gene Ontology annotation, cellular component: extracellular region.
CUGUGGCUAUUAGAUAUUGUGCUAAUUCUUCAGAAUGUUCCAGUGAUGAUAGGGGGGACAGAAUGAGAUAGCGUAAACUUUGCCUAGGCCAUUGACCCGGUGUGAGAUGCUGUUGAGAAAUGCAGUUCAGAUGGCUUUUCAAGGGUAGAUGAGGUGAUUGUGAGAGGGGGGCUGGGUUUAGACUACAGCUCAUUCCACUAAUGCAUGGGCUCCUGUGGGAGCCACUGGCUGGCUGGGGCUCCAACUCAUAAUCUAGAUAGUAUCACUAAUGCCUUCCUCCUCAAUGUCUGGUACUGUGUCUCCAAGCCCAGCUCUUCUCUUCAGUUAGAGGGGGGCACUGAGACUAGAUGGCUCACUCUGAUAGCAGGGAACUAGGGACUUUGGUAGGACUGUCUUAUCGCAGAAGGGAAGAGAAUGCUUUGGGACAGGGAGAGUGAGAUAGGGAGCUUCUUCACUCCCAGUAGAAUAGUGAGCAACUGAACUGAGAUGGAUGGAGCUUACAUGCGAUAAGUCAUGUGUAGGGACAAACAAAGAUGUGUGUUUUGAUCCGAAUGAAAUGCUUGUCCUAUUCUGCUUUGAGAGGAAUGUGAACGUUUUUAAAGGCAAGUUUCUGUGGUUGUGGAUGUAAUGUGUUUUACCACAGGGACCAUGGUUAUGAUGAAGCUCUCUGCCCUCCUCAUGACCUAUUUCCUGGUCAUUUGUCAGAUGUACAGCUCACAUGCAGCUCCAGCCAGAACUGGUUUAGAGUCUAUAACAGACCAAGUCACGCUAACUGACUAUGAAGCCCGAAGGCUACUCAACGCCAUCGUCAAGGAGUUUGUUAAAAUGACAUCAGAGGAACUGGAGCAACAAGCCAAUGAAGGAAAUAGCGUUACAGCACAGAAGCGUGCGUGCAAUACUGCCACAUGUGUCACCCACCGCCUGGCUGACUUCCUGAACAGAUCAGGAGGAAUGGGCAACAGUAACUUCGUCCCCACCAACGUGGGCGCCAAGGCGUUCGGACGAAGAAGGAGAGACAGCCCCAAGACAGCACCUCUGUGAAUGUGUUAACAGGCCUCAGGGAUUUGAGUAUGAGCCCUUAAGUGAGACAACAAUACAUCCUGUCCUGAACCAACUACAGACAUCUAGAAAUGACAACUCUUCACUGUUUAAAAAAAACAGCCUUCAAACACAGGACUGAUUUCCUGCAUACCUCUUGCAUACUCUGUGUUACCGAUAUUCAUUUGCUCUAUGACCAUGAGGAAAUACAACAACCUAGAAAACAUUACAACAAAAAAUAAAGAACAAACUUCUGUUAUGUCUAUUUUCACCAGAUCUUUACCCUGUACAAACCAGUUGGUUCUGUCCCGUUUUGGCUUAGAGCACAUGUGCAGUUUGAUCCUGAGUCCCCACCCCUCCUCUCUCCUGUGUCAGCAGCACACUGCAGGGGUGCGGAGACUACAUCAAGCUCCGCCCCCACAAGCUUCCCUGACCAUGGCUGUGUCUUGUGCCUUGAUGUAGACCACUUCUUCACAUUUCAUUAAUUGUACAGUAUGUUUGAAGAGUGAAAGGAAAACGAUUGAAGAAUCUAAAUAUUGUAACAAUUGUGAAUCUAAGCAAGAUUAAAAUGUAUUU